Molecule: messenger RNA, 1345 nt
Organism: Sabethes cyaneus
Lineage: Eukaryota; Metazoa; Arthropoda; Insecta; Diptera; Culicidae
Gene: Su(P)
Product: prostaglandin E synthase 2
Exons: 3
Coding region: 140-1285 (381 amino acids)
Cellular component (GO): mitochondrion
Molecular function (GO): prostaglandin-E synthase activity
Source: RefSeq, a predicted model, not a curated record
GUAAUGAUCCUGGGUGUCCGGCUGUGGCGGAUUUGUUUUGGUUUUGUCGAUUUGUGAUAAUUCUUUGAUCCGUAAAAUUUUAAUGAAGUUUUAAUUGGUUAAAACCGCUUAGACGUGAGGCUAGAGCAUAUUUCACAUAAUGGCAGCAUACCGUUUAUCCUGGGUUGGCCAAAGGCUAUUUCGGUCUACAUCUCAGAGCAUACCAUUUCGUUUCGCAUCCUCCUCUGUAAACCAAUCAAGUGGCACUUUUCGUCUUGCGAUGAAAGGGAUUGUUUUUGGUGCUUUGAUUGGAACUGGCUGGUCUAGUUAUAAUUACUUCGUGGGAAAGCCUACGGACCAUAUGAUCGAUGAAAAGACCGGUCCAAAAUAUUUGGAUUCCUUCCCGGAAGUAAAAAUUACAAGAAGGAUCUACAAUCCAAAAGAUAACAGCGGAUUAGAAUUGGUACUAUUCCAGUUCCAAACUUGCCCGUUCUGUUGUAAGGUUCGUGCCUUUCUGGAUUAUUGUGGUUUAAGCUACUCAGUGGUAGAAGUUGACGCAGUAUUAAGACAAGGAAUUAAAUGGUCCGAAACUAAAAAGGUUCCCACUAUGCUUGUCAAAGCGCGAACUGGAAAAUAUCUGCAGCUGACAGAUUCCAGCAUGAUAGUGUCGGUAUUAUCCAGUUAUUUAAAGGAUACAAAUCGAGAUAUUGACGAACUGGUGAAAUACUAUCCUUCAAUUAGCUACGUAAAUGACGCUGGAAGAAAAACAAAUGAUAUUAUGAAUAAAUAUUUUUUGAUGCUACAGGAUGCUAAAAUACAUCAACCACAUGGUCCACAAGAUGAAGAACGCAAAUGGCGCUCUUGGGCUGAUGAUCAUCUAGUUCAUUUGAUUUCUCCUAAUGUUUAUCGGAGUAAAGAUGAAGCACUGGAAACUUUUGAAUGGUUCUCGGAUGUUGGAGAAUGGGAUGUGCACUUCCCUAGGUGGGAACGAAAUAUGAUGGUGUAUGUUGGCGCUUUUGCUAUGUGGGCUAUCAGCAAACGACUCAAGCAACGCCACCAGCUUACUGACGAUGUUCGAUCGCACAUAUAUGACGCCUGUGACAAAUGGAUUGAGGCAAUUGAGAAGAAGAAGACUCCCUUUUUAGGUGGGAAAAAACCAAACCUUGCAGAUUUGGCGGUUUUUGGAGUACUUAACAGCAUGGAAGGAUGUCAAGCUUUUAAAGACUGCUUAGAUAACACAAAGAUCGGCGGUUGGUUCUACGCGGUACGAAAAGAAAUAAUGGUUAACCGUGGCCAUAUUGCAUAAAAUGUAUCUAAAUUGUGGCAAUAAAUUAAAAUAGCUUCAAUACGGCAAGACCUUCUGAAA